AUGUUCAAGCACUGGUGGGUGUUGAACCAAGAGAAGCAACUGAAGCAUCAGGUGGUCGGGGCUGUGAUAGAUGAAGGGUUGAUCACACGGCAUCACCUCAAGAAGUGGACAUCCAGUGCACGUGCCAAUAUUACUUGUGGGGGGAAGAAAUGUGGAAAACUCCUGCUGCAGAUCUGGCUUGCUCAGAAAGAAAAGGCAGCAAUGGAAGUGGAAGUCCCUUCAAAACCAGUCAGGACUAGUGAACCACAGCCCGAAUGA
Messenger RNA from Sciurus carolinensis (gray squirrel), 258 nucleotides. RefSeq lists its product as uncharacterized. The record is from RefSeq and is a predicted model, not a curated record. The transcript is spliced from 2 exons. Lineage: Eukaryota; Metazoa; Chordata; Mammalia; Rodentia; Sciuridae. The coding region runs from base 1 to 258 and encodes 85 amino acids.